Messenger RNA from Dichomitus squalens LYAD-421 SS1, 454 nucleotides. RefSeq lists its product as uncharacterized. The record is from RefSeq and is a predicted model, not a curated record. The coding region runs from base 36 to 371 and encodes 111 amino acids. NCBI's taxonomy places the organism in Eukaryota, Fungi, Basidiomycota, Agaricomycetes, Polyporales, Polyporaceae. The transcript has a single exon.
GCAACGAGCAAAAUGUGAUAUGAUUUGAGUUUGGGAUGCGGCGUACUGUGUGUUUACAGGAAGAGAAAGUGAGUCAUCUGCGGACCCAACGAGAUCUGACUCACGACACUGUACUAGGAUUAGAUCACUUCGCAGGAUCAAGCUGUAGCGAGUCCGUGCGCAACGGAGGCGGAUCCGUCUAUCAGAACGUCUGCACUCCCUUGCUAUACCCGCCCAAGGACACCGUUGGCACUGGGGGUUCUCUUGGAUUGGACUGGGCUUAUUGUGCGAGCCAAUUGUACUCACGCUUCGAGUCACUGUGGGACAACGUUGGGUCCGUGCUGGCAGUGGCUGUUCUCAGCCAUGCCGAGGGGAUCUGUGGUCCCCUAUAACGCUGACCAUGGCAUGUCUCCCGGAAUCUAAGACACCGCAGGUACCCUCCCGACCUGCAGCUUGUCCCACUCACUCACGCGAU